CGUUAUCAGGUGGAGACGGUGUCGUGUUUCAGACUGGACCAGUUUGAGUCCCUCCUGCUACCAGAAAAUAACAGACCUCUAGACCCCACCGUUCUCACGGUGCUCAAAGAACUGUUCACACGCUCCAACGCCAUGACAACCGCUCUGCACAUUCUCAGUGUCGACUGCCAGGUGGCUCGUAUCGUGGGUGUGACAGAGGACCAGAAGAGGAUGAUGGGAGUUGGCUCAGGUCUGGAGCUGGUCACCCUGUCUCACGGACAACAACUCAGACAGGACCUGCUGGAGAGGCACCACCUGCUAGCCCUGGGCGUUGCCAUAGAUAUCCUGGGCUGUACAGGGACGGUAGGUCAGAGGGCCACGGUGCUGCAUAAAGUCAUCCUAUUGGCCCAGGCCCUGAGAGACCACGCCCACAACCUCUACGCAUUCUCAGCCGUCAUGAAGGCUCUGGAGAUGCCUCAGGUAGUCCGUCUGGAGAGGACAUGGAGGGCACUGAGGAGGAACCACACAGAGAGCGCUGUGAUGUUUGAGAAGACCCUCAAACCCUUCAUGAUCGCUCUGAAUGACGGAGAUGGUGAGGAAGACUCUGUGGUGCUGGGUCCCCUGGCUGUGCCCUACCUGGUUCCCCUGCUGAGGCUGAUGGAGGGAGAGGAGGGAGAACACACAGAGAGAGGCUGCCAGUUGUUAUACAACACCCUGCAGGCGGCACGCAACGCAGCGCUACACGCCCCACAGUACCAGGAGCACGCACACAGCCUGCUCACAGGUAGCACACAGCCUGCUCACAGGUAGCACACAGCCUGCUCACAGGUAGCACACAGCCUGCUCACAGGUAACACACAGCCUGCUCACAGGUAGCACACAGCCUGCUCACAGGUAACACACAGCCUGCUCACAGGUAGCACACAGCCUGCUCACAGGUAGCACACAGCCUGCUCACAGGUAGCACACAGCCUGCUCACAGGUAGCACACAGCCUGCUCACAGGUAACACACAGCCUGCUCACAGGUAACACACAGCCUGCUCACAGGUAGCACACAGCCUGCUCACAGGUAGCACACAGCCUGCUCACAGGUAGCACACAGCCUGCUCACAGGUAGCACACAGCCUGCUCACAGGUAGCACACAGCCUGCUCACAGGUAACACACAGCCUGCUCACAGGUAACACACAGCCUGCUCACAGGUAGCACACAGCCUGCUCACAGGUAUUACACAGCCUGCUCACAGGUAGCACACAGCCUGCUCACAGGUAGCACACAGCCUGCUCACAGGUAGCACACAGCCUGCUCACAGGUAACACACAGCCUGCUCACAGGUAACACACAGACAGCCUGCUCACAGGUAGCACACAGCCUGCUCACAGGUAACACACAGCCUGCUCACAGGUAGCACACAGCCUGCUCACAGGUAACACACAGCCUGCUCACAGGUAGCACACAGCCUGCUCACAGGUAGCACACAGCCUGCUCACAGGUAGCACACAGCCUGCUCACAGGUAACACACAGCCUGCUCACAGGUAACACACAGACAGCCUGCUCACAGGUAGCACACAGCCUGCUCACAGGUAACACACAGCCUGCUCACAGGUAACACACAGCCUGCUCACAGGUAGCACACAGCCUGCUCACAGGUAACACACAGCCUGCUCACAGGUAACACACAGCCUUCUCACAGGUAGCACACAGCCUGCUCACAGGUAGCACACAGCCUGCUCACAGGUAGCACACAGCCUGCUCACAGGUAACACACAGCCUGCUCACAGGUAGCACACAGCCUGCUCACAGGUAACACACAGCCUGCUCACAGGUAGCACACAGCCUGCUCACAGGUAGCACACAGCCUGCUCACAGGUAGCACACAGCCUGCUCACAGGUAACACACAGCCUGCUCACAGGUAACACACAGACAGCCUGCUCACAGGUAGCACACAGCCUGCUCACAGGUAACACACAGCCUGCUCACAGGUAACACACAGCCUGCUCACAGGUAGCACACAGCCUGCUCACAGGUAACACACAGCCUGCUCACAGGUAACACACAGCCUGCUCACAGGUAACACACAGCCUGCUCACAGGUAGCACACAGCCUGCUCACAGGUAACACACAGCCUGCUCACAGGUAGCACACAGCCUGCUCACAGGUAACACACAGCCUGCUCACAGGUAGCACACAGCCUGCUCACAGGUAACACACAGCCUGCUCACAGGUAGCACACAGCCUGCUCACAGGUAACACACAGCCUGCUCACAGGUAGCACACAGCCUGCUCACAGGUAGCACACAGCCUGCUCACAGGUAACACACAGCCUGCUCACAGGUAACACACAGCCUGCUCACAGGUAGCACACAGCCUGCUCACAGGUAACACACACAGCCUGCUCACAGGUAACACACAGCCUGCUCACAGGUAGCACACAGCCUGCUCACAGGUAACACACAGCCUGCUCACAGGUAACACACAGCCUGCUCACAGGUAACACACAGCCUGCUCACAGGUAACACACAGCCUGCUCACAGGUAACACACAGCCUGCUCACAGGUAGCACACAGCCUGCUCACAGGUAACACACAGCCUGCUCACAGGUAACACACAGCCUGCUCACAGGUAACACACAGCCUGCUCACAGGUAGCACACAGCCUGCUCACAGGUAUCACACAGCCUGCUCACAGGUAACACACACAGCCUGCUCACAGGUAACACACAGCCUGCUCACAGGUAACACACAGCCUGCUCACAGGUAACACACACAGCCUGCUCACAGGUAACACACACAGCCUGCUCACAGGUAACACACAGCCUGCUCACAGGUAGCACACAGCCUGCUCACAGGUAACACACAGCCUGCUCACAGGUAACACACAGCCUGCUCACAGGUAACACACACAGCCUGCUCACAGGUAACACACACAGCCUGCUCACAGGUAACACACACACAGCCUGCUCACAGGUAACACACACACAGCCUGCUCACAGGUAACACACACAGCCUGCUCACAGGUAACACACACAGCCUGCUCACAGGUAACACACAGCCUGCUCACAGGUAACACACACAGCCUGCUCACAGGUAGCACACAGCCUGCUCACAGGUAACACACAGCCUGCUCACAGGUAACACACACAGCCUGCUCACAGGUAACACACACAGCCUGCUCACAGGUAACACACACAGCCUGCUCACAGGUAGCACACAGCCUGCUCACAGGUAACACACACAGCCUGCUCACAGGUAACACACACAGCCUGCUCACAGGUAACACACAGCCUGCUCACAGGUAACACACACAGCCUGCUCACAGGUAGCACACAGCCUGCUCACAGGUAACACACACAGCCUGCUCACAGGUAGCACACAGCCUGCUCACAGGUAGCACACAGCCUGCUCACAGGUAACACACAGCCUGCUCACAGGUAACACACACACAGCCUGCUCACAGGUAACACACACACACAGCCUGCUCACAGGUAAAACACACACAGCCUGCUCACAGGUAGCACACUCAGCCUGCUCACAGGUAGCACACAGCCUGCUCACAGUUAACACACAGCCUGCUCACAGGUAACACACACAGCCUGCUCACAGGUAACACACACAGCCUGCUCACAGGUAACACACAGCCUGCUCACAGGUAACACACUCAGCAUGCUCACAGGUAACACACUCAGCCUGCUCACAGGUAACACACUCAGCCUGCUCACAGGUAACACACUCAGCCUGCUCACAGGUAACACACACAGCCUGUUCACAGGUAACAUACACAGCCUGCUCACAGGUAACACACACAGCCUGCUCACAGGUAGCACACAGCCUGCUCACAGGUAACACACUCAGCCUGCUCACAGGUAACACACAGCCUGCUCACAGGUAACACACUUAGCCUGCUCACAGGUAACACACUCAGCCUGCUCACAGGUAACACACACAGCCUGUUCACAGGUAACAUACACAGCCUGCUCACAGGUAACACACACAGCCUGCUCACAGGUAGCACACAGCCUGCUCACAGGUAACACACUCAGCCUGCUCACAGGUAACACACAGCCUGCUCACAGGUAACACACUUAGCCUGCUCACAGGUAACACACUCAGCCUGCUCACAGGUAACACACACAUGGAAAACACACAUUAUAAAACACAAACACAUUGUAAAAACACACACAUUAUGGAAAAAACACACACACACGUAUAGAAAACACACAGGCACACAUCCAGUUCACCAAAUCAAAUCACAUUAGUCCUGCCUCAUAACCAUUCCCGAGUCACUGAUUGGCCGUGGGCCCUGUCACUCUGUCCCGUCAGGUGACUGGGAGCCAAUCCCAGAGCUGCUGGAGGGGUUCAGGACAGAGUUUGCCCUGAGGCUGUUCUGGGGUCAGACUGGAGCGGCGGCAGACAAGGAGAAACGCUACGACAAGUUUGACAAGAUCCUCACCGUGCUCUCCAACAAACUGGAACCUACCGAGGAGUUCUCCCCGGAACUCUGACCCUUUAAACUCUAUACUGUGACCCGGGCUGCAUUCAGGAGGGCGCAACGUUGCACAACAGCUGGAAAUCUGUAACCCGUUUUUACCUGGAUCAUUAUUCAUUAGAAGCUUUUUGUAGCAAAAUAAAAAGAAUAAUAAAAAAAAGAGUUUGUUACUUGAUAAGA
This is a messenger RNA of Oncorhynchus keta (chum salmon), 4646 nucleotides long. RefSeq names its product breast cancer anti-estrogen resistance protein 3 homolog. Gene Ontology annotation, biological process: small GTPase-mediated signal transduction; positive regulation of peptidyl-serine phosphorylation. The transcript has 10 exons. Gene Ontology annotation, molecular function: guanyl-nucleotide exchange factor activity. The record is from RefSeq and is a predicted model, not a curated record. NCBI's taxonomy places the organism in Eukaryota, Metazoa, Chordata, Actinopteri, Salmoniformes, Salmonidae. Bases 133 to 789 code for a protein of 218 amino acids.